Coccidioides posadasii C735 delta SOWgp is the source of this 1533-nucleotide messenger RNA. RefSeq lists its product as uncharacterized. Lineage: Eukaryota; Fungi; Ascomycota; Eurotiomycetes; Onygenales; Onygenaceae. Gene Ontology annotation, biological process: GABA catabolic process. Gene Ontology annotation, molecular function: succinate-semialdehyde dehydrogenase (NAD+) activity. The record is from RefSeq and is a predicted model, not a curated record.
AUGGCUGACCGUUUGCUCAAGAAGAUUCCCUACACUUUUAAAGAUCCCUCCCUUCUCGAUACCCGGUCCCUUAUCGGAGGAAAAUGGGUCGAGGCUAGGAGCGGAAAAACAUUCCCAGUCUUUGACCCCGAGGACAACAAGGAGGUUUGCCAAGUUACCGAUCUUGAUAUCGACGAUGUGUGUGCUGCGAUCGAUGCCGCCUCCGAAGCCUUUAAGACCUUCAAGAACGCUCCCUACCGCGAACGGAGAUGGCUCAUGCGCCGAUGGGCAGACCUGAUCAAGGAAAACAAGGAUGAUCUUGCCGCCAUCUGUACAUUGGAGCUGGGGAAGCCAUUUACGGAAUCCCUGGUUACAGUAAAGUACGGCACAGAUUUCUUGGACUGGUUUGAGGGCGAAAUCGAGCGAGUCUACGGAGAGACAAUUCCCGCUGCAAGGGGAAAUAAUCGAAUUUUCACCAUCAAGCAACCCCAGGGCGUCGUCGCCGCUAUCACGCCAUGGAACUCUCCCAUUGCUAUGGUGACGAGGAAGGUCGGUGCUGCUAUUGCUGCCGGUAAUACUGUCAUUUGCAAGCCAGCUCCCGAGACACCCCUCUGUGCCAUUGCAGUUGCGAAGCUCUUUGAACGUGCGGGUGGACCACCGGGCGUGCUGAAUAUUAUUACCAGUAGUCCUGAGACUACUCCCGCUGUCGGAGCGGAAUUAUGCUCUAAUAAACUCAUUCGUCACCUUAGCUUUACGGGGUCAACGGCGAUUGGUAGAUACCUGCACACCGAAUGUUCCAAGACCUUUAAGAAAACGAGUAUGGAACUUGGAGGCAAUGCACCCUUCAUCAUCUUCGAGGACGCAAAUAUCGAUAAAGCUGUCGAUGGGCUAAUAUCUUCGAAAUUCCGUUCCUCGGGUCAAACUUGUGUUUGCGCAAACAGGAUCUUUGUUCAUUCCUCUAUAAUAUCCCAAUUUGCUUCCCGUCUCCACACACGUCUCGGGGAGACGUUCACCUACGGCUCUGUCUGGGAUCGUAACGUUAACUUUGGCCCACUUUAUUCCCCGAAGGCCUUCGAUAAGCUCACCAGGCAAACCAAAGACGCUCUCGAACGUGGUGGUGAGCUUAUCGGCGAGGAUCCUGCUAAACUCCAGGCCCAGUAUGGUCCGAAUUUCUACCCGCCAACCAUUGUCACAAAUGCCAAUAAAGAUAUGUUGUUCAUGAAGGAAGAGACAUUUGGCCCGCUUGCAUUUUUAGUUCCUUUUGAAACCGAGGAAGAGGCCGUUGCCAUGGCGAAUAAUGUAGAUGCGGGUCUCGCAUCAUACUUUUAUACGGAGGACAUCAGCAGGAUGUACCGCGUCAGUGAGGCCUUGGAAUCCGGUAUGGUAGGAUGCAGAGUGGGUUUGAUUAGUGCAUGCGAGCAACCAUUCGGGGGAAUCAAGGAUAGUGGCAUGGGAAGAGAAGGAGGAAAGGGUGCGCUGGACGAGUAUUUAAAUAUCAAGAGUGUGACCGUUGGUAUUUGAUGAAAUGUACAGUACAUACUCUGCACCAGAUCG